AUGUCGGAUGGACAUCUCUUCAAUAAUAUCCUCCUCGGAGGACGCGGUGGAACGGUGACUGUCGCAUCUUCUCUCUGUCUCUGUCUCUCGCUCUAUCCAUCUCGACACUGAUUCUGGUGCUCCCUUUACGAAUUGUUGUAGAGUUCACACCUCCGAUUCUUCUAGUUUGUGCUCCUGGUUGCAGGAUGUAAAAAUCACCAUGCUGAAAUCUCUUCCUUUCGUCUUCUAGCGUUGCGCUCUCUUCUUUUUCUGGUUUUUGUUGCUUUCCAAUAGUCAUAAAUCGGUCGCCUUGAUUCUAGAUUUCCGAGUGCCGGAUACGCUUCUGGUUUUUGCCGCGUGGAGAAUCCGUGGGAGACUUGGCGUUCCUUACCCGCGGAUUCCAUGACGAUUGGGAUUGCCUCGUCUGUGAGAUCGAUCCCCAAUGUUUUCCGUCUUUCUGGUUUCUGCUCCAUGACGCGGAUCCCGAGCUACCUUUGAUUCGUGAUGAAUAGAUUAUUCAGGCCCUCACAUUGUUUUAAGCAGCCAGGUGAUAAACUAAAAUAGGAAAUUCCGUCUCGAUCGAUCCUCUGUUCUGAAGAUUUCGAAAUCUGUAGGGGACGGGAAUCUUAGAUCUGUGUUCGCUUCUGGUUUUUUCUUCCCAGAACCCGGGCCAGCUCAGGGUGCAUUCAGGAGGGAUUGCAUGGAAGAAGCAGGGAGGGGGGAAGGUGGUUGACCUCGGCAAGGGUGACAUCGCUGGGGUGACCUGGAUGAAGGUCUCAAGGGGAUACCAGCUCGGUGUCCGAAUAAAGGAUGGCCUCUCUUACAAGUUCACUGGAUUCCGCGAGCAGGUUUUUCUCUCUUUCCUUCAAUCUAAUAUCUCAUCCAUUUGUUCUUCAGUACAUUGUCUGUUCCUAUUUGUGGUCACAUAUUUGAUUUAUUUCCAUGAAAGAUGCAGAGAAGCAUCCUUUCUUUGUGGCACUGUGAUAAUUCGAAUGAGUAAUCAGAGAGAAAGAAAGAGCAGGAGCUCGGUCUAUACUGUAGUCUAAGUCAGUUCUUAUAUCUUUUCUCCUAUAAAUUCUUAGACAGAACUUUCUUCGCGAGAGGUAAAUAACUAGUCUAUUUGUGCAUCAAUUAGUUUAAUCUCGGGAAAAUGAAUGAUAUCUACUUCUUUCGCUUCAAAUUAUAUCCAAGGUUUCGGGAUAAACUGAUUGUUUCACUGAGAAAAUACCUCAACAAGUUUUUCUGUUCCAUCCUGUUUUUCGCUCUAGGAAUGUUAAAACCCUAUUUUUUUCUAAGUGAAUUAUGAUGCAACACACUACCGAGACUAGUCUGGUGUGUUUCUUCUCAGAAAAAAAAAUCACUGAUAAUAUCCAUCAAACUGAUCAAAAUUAUAAGUUAAUUGGAUCCGAUGAAUUACCUUUUAAAAUGUCCAAACAAAAGAAACCAACCUAAGAAUGGAAGCUACAUGAUGGAAAAAGAACUUUGUUCUGCAUUGCUCUUAUAUGUAUUAGUAAAAAACAAAAAAAUAACAGAUUCAUUUAUUCCCCUGAAUCACUGAACGUCAGUUGAGGAUUUUGGAUUUUGAAAUAAUUUAGCCACAGAUAACUAUGCUAGUUACUUCAUGCCAGUGUGGUACACCGAGUAGUUAAGCUAGUGGUUUGGAACGCUCCGCCAAUCUUAUUCUCAUUUUUAGGGAAUCUACUCUCUCCUUAACUCUUUUUUUUUUCUUGGGCAUCAAAGGAUGUUGGUAAUUUGACAAGUUUCAUUCAAAAAACCAUCGGGAUAACACUAGAAGAGAAGCAGCUUUCUGUGAGUGGCCACAACUGGGGCGAAGUUGAUAUAAAUGGUGAGUACAUUUGAAGUCUCAUGCAGAUUCUCUGAUUCCCUGCUUUUAUUUUUUCAUUUGUUGUUCUUCUUAGCCUCACACAACUUCCUGUGAAUCAUCUGUGUUCUUCCUUACAAUGCGGCACUAGUGUUUUGCCGUGAACAAACUUCAUUUCUUCCCAUUUUUCAGCAUCCUGAUCGGCCUCCCAGUUGCAUCAUAUUUGUGGAUAAGGACGAAAUAAAUGAUUUUUAUGGCAUAUUCACGAGGAAAAUUUAAAGAAUUAACGAGCUUUAAAAACUGGCCUAAUUUUACAGUAUUAAGCAUUGAGUGUUCAAUUCUAUCCCUGCGGAGUUUCAAGCUUUUUUGUUCGAAAAUGAACAAACUGCAAUAUCAACGCUGCUAGUCAGUGAAAUGCCAUAGUUUCUUCCAUUCCUUUCAUGGGAAAAUUCUUGAAAGCGAAGAAGAUUGGUUGGUGUCUCAACAAUUUCUUCCUUGGGGUAUCUAUCUGGAGUGAAUAAUCUUAUUUGGAGUCAUAUAUGAGGCAAGACCAAUUCUAUUCCCAAGGGUUAUGGAUUAAUGUGGCUGGGGAUGGGGCUUAUUAUAAUAAUAAUAAUAAUUAUUAUUUUAUUUCAUUUUGAUCACGAAGAACUCCACAGGGUUCUGGAGAAGGCAGUUCAUCUCACCUUUGCUCACUUCUUACAUUUCUUCCAUUGGUCUCCAAAAAUAUUCAUUGCCUCCCUCAAUGGAAAGAAAUUCCGAAUAUAUUUCACAAAUGGAAAAUAAAUAAUGAUUUUAAAUGUAGGAAAUUAUAACAUUUUUUGUUGCAUUUGUCCAGGGAAUAUGCUAACUUUUAUGGUUGGCUCAAAGCAAGCAUUUGAGGUAUCCUUGGCAGAUGUUGCUCAAACUCAGCUCCAAGGGAAGACCGAUGUAUACCUGGAGUUUCAUGUGGACGACACCACUGGGGGUAAUGAGGUUGGAUUUUCUCAACAUGCGAGGGCCAUUUAUUUCCUCUUUUCCUCUACUUCUCUUGUCGCUUGUUUCUGGGCAGACACUUUUCAUGUGUAUGGUAUGUAAACUUGUUUAUGGGAAGAACUUGUUUUAAUUAUAGAUUAUCAUUGGCCUACAAGAUAUUGGAAAAUAAAAUGUCUUUUUCUUUGCAGUGUGAGGUUUCUAGGCCAUUUAUACCUUUUCAUUUGUUCUCAAUGUAUUUGAGAAAAAAGGAAAUUAUUUUUUUCCAGUGUGAGGUUUCUUGUAUAUAUAUAUAUAUAUUUCCAUAAAUCAGAGGGGAAGACAAGAUUUAUAUGCUUGUAAUCAUAUGUUUACAGGAAAUCUGAGAAGAAGUGCAGUUUUUUUUUUUUUGUUGCAGUGUGAGAUUUAUAUAGUAUAUAUAUAUAUAUAUAUAUAUUAAAAAUGUAUUAAUUUGAUGAAUAGACUUACGUUCUUUUAUGGAUCGGAUGCCUUCUCUUUUAUCAGCAUUAACUGCUAAUAUUUUGCUGAUAUGCAUGAUACGCCACCCUGGAAGCUGUUUAUAUUUCUAACAUAUCCAUGGUGCUUCUUCUAGAAAGAUUCACUGAUGGACUUGAGCUUCUACAUACCGAAUUCGAACACCCAGUUCGUCGGGGACGAAACCCGCCCUCCGGCUCAGGUGAAGCCACUUUCUUCACCCUAUUUUCCACAGCAUGAACCAAUUAUUAAUGAAUUCCCGACUGAUUUUAUUUAUUUAUUUUUAUAAACAGGUUUUCCUGGAGAAAAUCUCCUCCAUGACUGACGUCGCCUCCUCCAGUGAAGAAGCCGUCACUACUUUUGAGGGGAUCGCCAUCCUCACCCCAAGGCACCGAGACCUUCUCUCAACCCAUUCUCUCUCUCUCUCUCUCUCUCUCUCUCUAGCUUGGUCAAGGGGUGACGUACGGCUUGUUUCUUCAGAGGGCGCUACAGCAUCGAUCUUCACCUUUCGUUCUUGCGGCUCCAAGGGCAGGCCAACGACUUCAAGAUACAGUACAGCAGCAUCGUCCGCAUCUUUCUCCUCCCCAAGGUAGGUACAUAUGAUUCACCAGGAGAACUAUCUCUAUUUUCUCCGCAUUAUCUCUCAAUAAACUCGUGAUUUUCUCAGUCGAAUCAGCCUCACACUCUGGUCGUCGCCACCCUCGACCCUCCCAUCCGUAAAGGGCAGACGAUGUAUCCCCAUAUCGUGAUACAGGUACGUUCAUUUAUUCCAUAGAGAUAUCAAGAUGAGUUUUUUAUGCUACCCAUUAUUGAACCCACCCCUAACCCCCUCCCCUAUUAAUUCCAUAAAGUUUGAGACGGAUUAUGUGAUCGAAAACAACCUGGCUCUGAGCGAAGAACUGUUGGCCACCAAGUACAAGGACAAACUGGAAGCAUCGUAUAAGGUAUGCAUGAAAAUCAUUAGACCUUAUAUGUGGGAGGGAGGAAUAUGUGAAUAAGAUGUACGUUGGGGCAUGCAGGGCCUGAUCCACGAGGUCUUCACCUUGGUCCUGCGGGGAUUAUCUGGUGCGAAGGUCACCAAGCCUGGGAAAUUUCGCAGCUGCCAAGAUGGGUUCGCCGUGAAGUCGUCGCUGAAGGCUGAGGACGGCCUGCUGUACCCUCUGGAGAAGGGGUUCUUCUUCCUCCCGAAGCCUCCGACGCUCAUCCUCCACGACGAGGUAUGUAUUUACGAGAUGAGAUCUCAUUCUUCUUCGUCUUCUUCUUCUUCUUCUUGUUCUUCGUAUGAUUCUGCAGCCGCUGUGUUUCAGAUCGAUUAUGUCGAGUUUGAGAGGCACGGAGCGGGAUCGACCAGCGCCCACUACUUCGAUCUUUUCGUGAAGCUGAAGAGCGAGCAGGAGCUCCUGUUCAGAAACAUCCAGAAGAGCGAGUAUAGCAACCUUUUCAACUUCAUCAGGUCGAUUCUCGUCACCUGUUCGGAAGCAUAUAAUUCGAUUAUGGUCCCGCCUGCAUUGAGUUCGAGUCUCUGAUGAUUUUCAGCGGGAAGGGUAUGAAAAUCAUAAACCUCGGAGAUGGGAAGAACGCGAACGGCGAGUCGCAUGGAAUCGACGAGGACGACGAGGACGACGACGCCGUCGAUCCGCAUCUGGCGAGAAUCAAAAGCGCGGCGGGCGUAGAGGAGAGCGAUGAAGAGGUAGAAGAGAUCCUUGAUGUCAUCUUGUUUCUUGGAAAACUGGUGCUCACCGGAGUUGCCCUAAUGGUGGCAGGACGAGGAUUUCGUCGCCGAGAAGGACGAUGAAGGAUCUCCGACGGACGAUUCGGGAGGGGAGGAGUCCGAUGCCAGCGCCAGCGGAGAAGGAAAGGAGGUGAGGGUUUCGGAUUCUUCUUGAUCAUCUCCCCCCCUCUGAUGCGAUGGUGAUCUUCUCGACGGAAGCCUGUGCAGAGAGAUCUAAGCAAGGAAACCUCCGCUCUUCCCAAGGCGCCGUCCUCUUCCAAGAAGAGAGGCAAGGACGGGGAUGCAGAAGGAAAGAAGAAGAAACGACAGCAGCAGCAGCAGCAGCAGAAGAAGAAGAAGAAGAAGAAGAAGGAUCCCAACGCGCCAAAAAGGGCCAUGUCUGGUUUCAUGUUCUUCUCCAACUCCGAGAGAGACGUAAGCUUUCAGCCUUUCGAGCAUUACUCCGCUUUUUCUUCUCUGCAAUUGCCGUUCUUAAUUCUUCACAAAAAUCUGAUCAUGUCGGAUUCUUCGUAAGAUCUCGUCAUAAUUUUGGAUCUUGGCGUUGACCAACGCUAUUUCCUCGUCAGAACAUAAAGAAGGGGAACCCGGCCUUGUCUUUCACGGAUGUCGGAAGAGCUCUGGGCGAGAGGUGGAAGAAGAUGACAGGUACGGUAGUUGAUAUUCGAUGAGAGCCGUCAUUCACUUUCGCAGGGGCUGUCAGUUGGUAGUUUAAAAGGUCUCUGACACGUGGCAUUGACAGCGGAGGAGAAGGAGCCGUACGAGUCGAUGUCUCGGGCGGAUCAGAAACGGUACAAGGCCGCACUGGCCGGUUAUAAAUCCGGUGGUGCCGGUAAUGCAGAUUCGGAUGACGACUCCAGGAGCGAGUGA
Spirodela intermedia is the source of this 5846-nucleotide messenger RNA. Lineage: Eukaryota; Viridiplantae; Streptophyta; Magnoliopsida; Alismatales; Araceae. The record is from the annotation of a GenBank genome assembly.